GAAGAAAGCCAAGGUCAUUGCAGUAAUGAAUGCUGUGGAAGAAAACCAGGCCUCUGGAGAGCCUCAGAAGGUAGAGGAGGCUAGCCCUCCUGCUGUGCAGCAGCCCACCGACCCUGCGUCCCCUACUGUGGCCACCACCCCUGAGCCAGCGGGGGCUGAUGCUGGGGACAAGAAUGCCACCAAAGCAGCCAACGAUGAGCCUGAGUAUGAGGACGGCCGUGGCUUUGGCAUUGGAGAGCUGGUGUGGGGGAAACUCCGGGGCUUCUCCUGGUGGCCAGGCCGGAUCGUGUCUUGGUGGAUGACAGGACGGAGCCGGGCCACUGAAGGCACUCGCUGGGUCAUGUGGUUCGGAGAUGGCAAGUUCUCGGUGGUGUGCGUCGAGAAGCUCAUGCCCCUGAGCUCCUUCUGCAGCGCCUUCCACCAGGCCACCUACAACAAGCAGCCCAUGUACCGCAAAGCCAUCUACGAAGUCCUCCAGGUGGCCAGCAGCCGUGCUGGGAAGCUGUUUCCGGCCUGCCACGACAGUGACGAAAGUGACACCGGGAAGGCUGUGGAGGUGCAGAACAAGCAGAUGAUCGAAUGGGCCCUCGGGGGCUUCCAGCCCUCUGGUCCCAAGGGCCUAGAGCCACCGGAAGAGGAGAAGAAUCCAUACAAGGAGGUCUACACGGACAUGUGGGUUGAGCCCGAGGCGGCUGCGUAUGCCCCUCCCCCACCAGCCAAGAAACCCAGAAAGAGCACAGCAGAAAAGCCUAAGGUCAAGGAGAUCAUUGACGAGCGCACAAGAGAGCGGCUGGUAUAUGAGGUGCGGCAGAAGUGUCGGAACAUCGAGGACAUUUGUAUCUCAUGUGGAAGCCUCAAUGUCACCCUGGAGCACCCACUCUUCAUUGGUGGAAUGUGCCAGAACUGUAAGAACUGCUUCUUGGAGUGCGCCUACCAGUAUGACGAUGAUGGGUACCAAUCGUACUGCACCAUCUGCUGUGGGGGGCGUGAAGUGCUCAUCUGUGGGAACAAUAACUGCUGCAGGUGCUUUUGUGUGGAGUGUGUGGAUCUCCUGGUGGGGCCAGGAGCUGCCCAGGCAGCCAUUAAGGAAGACCCCUGGAACUGCUAUAUGUGUGGGCACAAGGGCACCUAUGGACUGCUGCGGAGACGGGAAGACUGGCCUUCCAGGCUCCAGAUGUUCUUUGCCAAUAACCAUGACCAGGAAUUUGACCCCCCAAAGGUUUACCCACCUGUUCCGGCUGAGAAGAGGAAGCCUAUCCGGGUGCUAUCUCUCUUUGAUGGAAUUGCUACAGGGCUCCUGGUGCUAAAGGACCUGGGCAUCCAAGUGGACGGCUACAUUGCUUCAGAGGUGUGUGAGGACUCCAUCACUGUGGGCAUGGUGCGGCACCAAGGAAAGAUCAUGUACGUCGGGGACGUCCGCAGCGUCACACAGAAGCAUAUCCAGGAGUGGGGCCCAUUCGAUCUGGUGAUUGGGGGCAGUCCCUGCAAUGACCUCUCCAUCGUCAACCCUGCCCGGAAGGGACUUUACGAGGGUACUGGCCGGCUCUUCUUUGAGUUCUACCGCCUCCUCCAUGAUGCGCGGCCCAAAGAGGGAGAUGACCGCCCCUUCUUCUGGCUCUUUGAGAACGUGGUGGCCAUGGGCGUGAGCGACAAGAGGGACAUCUCACGAUUUCUUGAGUCCAACCCCGUGAUGAUUGACGCCAAAGAAGUGUCUGCUGCACACAGGGCCCAUUACUUCUGGGGUAACCUUCCUGGCAUGAACAGGCCAUUGGCAUCCACUGUGAAUGAUAAGCUGGAGCUGCAAGAGUGUCUGGAACACGGCAGAAUAGCCAAGUUCAGCAAAGUGAGGACCAUUACCACCAGGUCAAACUCUAUAAAGCAGGGCAAAGACCAGCAUUUCCCCGUCUUCAUGAAUGAGAAG
This is a messenger RNA of Peromyscus maniculatus bairdii (prairie deer mouse), 1921 nucleotides long. The record is from RefSeq and is a predicted model, not a curated record. Lineage: Eukaryota; Metazoa; Chordata; Mammalia; Rodentia; Cricetidae.